AUGUCCCAAAUUCAAUCAAACGUUGGAAGGAGCGAGUCUGCACAGUACAGGAAAUCCGGUGGCUCAAAUCAACAACACCAGUUCUCCGGGCCCGCACAUGCUGUACAGUAUGGUACUAGUCAACAGCAGCUACCCCAUGCUCCUGGAGAUGCAUCAAAUCCAUUUCUUCUACAAUUUGGAUCCAUAAGUCCGGGUUUUAUGAAUGCAAUGCAGGUACCCGCUCGAACAAGUUCUGCCCCACCAAAUUUGGAUGAGCAGAAAAGAGAUCAGGUUUGUGGUUCUCUCCUUUCUAGUGAUUCACCUGGCAGAUCUGAAGUUUCCUUCAACUGCCAAAAUAUAAGAAUCUCAUGA
Molecule: messenger RNA, 351 nt
Organism: Fraxinus pennsylvanica
Lineage: Eukaryota; Viridiplantae; Streptophyta; Magnoliopsida; Lamiales; Oleaceae
Source: the annotation of a GenBank genome assembly